Diaporthe batatas is the source of this 165-nucleotide messenger RNA. RefSeq lists its product as uncharacterized. The transcript has a single exon. The coding region runs from base 1 to 165 and encodes 54 amino acids. The record is from RefSeq and is a predicted model, not a curated record. NCBI's taxonomy places the organism in Eukaryota, Fungi, Ascomycota, Sordariomycetes, Diaporthales, Diaporthaceae.
AUGGCUAUCCAGAGCAACUGCGCGCACUCUUUCCAGGUUAUUAAAUCGGACAGCACGCUGAUUGUGUGGCACUGCAACCUCUGCCACUCCGGCCCCUUCUACAUCAUUUUCGAGUGUCGAUAUUGCAAGCUCCACACGUGCCGCCCUUGUACCCAGGGCGCCUAA